Teleopsis dalmanni is the source of this 2454-nucleotide messenger RNA. It is a transcript of the gene Keap1, whose product is annotated as kelch-like ECH-associated protein 1B. The record is from RefSeq and is a predicted model, not a curated record. Gene Ontology annotation, molecular function: protein binding. The coding region runs from base 538 to 2454 and encodes 638 amino acids. The transcript is spliced from 8 exons. Lineage: Eukaryota; Metazoa; Arthropoda; Insecta; Diptera; Diopsidae.
ACCUAUUUAAAAUUUUUCUCAUCUUAACGGUUGGUUGCCACAAGCGAACUUUAUCCGCUCUAUCACAGACACAAGUACUUAAUUGAUGCAAUAAUUAAAUAUAAUUGUGUAUCUUAUAUCUCUAUGUUUUUAUCUACAACAACAAUCUCAACAAUUCCAGCUUGAUUCAUUUAUUUUACUUUUACUUUGCAUAAUAUUUGCAUUAAAUUGCCUCAUAAAUGCAUUAAAACACUUUCCGAAUGAUGCGCUCUACCUGCAGGCCUUGCUAACAGUUGAAAUCAGAUAUACUCCAGCCCUGUUAAGCCUCAAGUAAAUACACUUUAUCUUCUUUAAGCUUCGAUAGAUUAUUUGCGGCAAGCUUGUCAAGUACUUUGUUUUUUUUCUUUUGUUAAUAAAAUAUUCAAAGCAAUUGCUGUUAUUAACAAAUCAACAUAACUGCCCAGUCAUCGUGACUACGAGCAUUGCUUUUUCUACAAACUCACGACUAAACUGUGCAAAAUAUUCACACAUAAACAUUUUUUUCUUUUAGACACAAAUAUGGAUGUCCUAUCCGACAACGAAAGUUCGAUGCCAAGUUUUCAAAAUUCAGACUUCUCGACGUCACCGAUAGAGGAACACGAUGCUAAAGACGACGACAUGACGUUCUGCAUGUCGAAUUAUGCGAAAGAGGCCCUGAAAAUGAUGUUCAUGAUGCGUUCACACCAUAUGCUGACCGAUGUGGUACUGGAAGUGAAACAGGAGCUUUUUCCCGCACAUAAAGUCGUACUAUCGGCGGCGUCACCCUACUUUAAGGCUAUGUUUACCGGUGGUUUGAAGGAAUCGGAAAUGUCGCGUGUUCAGUUACAAGGUGUGUGCCCCACAGCUAUGGGACGCAUUAUUUACUUUAUGUAUACCGGACACAUACGCGUAACAGAAGUAACCGUCUGUCAGCUCUUACCUGCUGCCACCAUGUUCCAAGUGCCAAAUGUGAUUGAAGCCUGUUGUGCCUUUCUCGAACGUCAACUGGAUCCAACAAAUGCCAUUGGUAUUGCAAAUUUUGCAGAACAGCAUGGUUGUGUGGAACUGCAAAAGAAAGCAAAUUAUUUCAUCGAAAGACAUUUUACACAGGUAUGCCAGGAAGAAGAAUUUCUUCAGCUCUCAGCCUAUCAAUUAAUUGCAUUGAUACGCCGUGAUGAACUGAAUGUGCAAGAAGAACGAGAGGUAUACGAUGCGGUGCUAAAAUGGGUUAAGUAUGAUGAGGAAAACCGUUAUCCGAAAAUGGAACAUAUACUAUAUGCUGUACGUUGCCAAUUCUUAACACCAAGCUUUCUAAAAGAGCAGAUGAAGAACUGUGAUGUUUUGCGUAAGGUACCUGCUUGUCGAGAAUAUUUAGCUAAAAUCUUCAAAGACUUAACGCUACACAAAAGACCGGUAGUUAAAGAACGUACGCCAAAUACAACGCGAAUGAUAUUUGUAGCGGGCGGUUUCUUUAGACAAUCAUUGGAUAUAUUAGAAGCCUAUAAUGUUGAUGAUAAAACGUGGACGACAUUGCCAAAUUUACGUAUACCGAGAUCAGGAUUGGGAGCAGCAUUUCUUAAAGGCACAUUUUAUGCUGUUGGAGGAAGAAAUAAUUCUAUUGGCUCUUCUUAUGAUUCUGAUUGGGUGGAUCGUUAUAAUGCUAUAACGGAACAAUGGCGACCCUGCGCACCAAUGUCUGUACCACGUCAUCGUGUUGGUGUAGCUGUUAUGGACGAGUUGAUGUACGCUGUGGGUGGUUCAGCGGGCUCAGAAUAUCACAAUACAGUUGAAUAUUAUGAUCCAGAACAAGAUCGUUGGACAUCUGUGCAACCAAUGCAUGCAAGACGUUUAGGUGUGGGUGUGGUUGUUGUUAAUCGUUUACUGUUUGCUAUAGGCGGAUUUAAUGGAACCGAUCGUUUGGCUUCAGUGGAGUGUUAUCAUCCUGAAAACAAUGAAUGGAAUUUUGUGCCAUCAAUGCAUACUGGCCGCAGUGGAGCGGGUGUUGCAGCUAUCAAUCAAUUCAUUUACGUUGUGGGUGGCUUCGAUGGAACACGUCAGUUAUCAUCAGUAGAGCGGUUUGAUACCGAAAAUCAAACUUGGGAAAUUGUGGCACCAGUAAAAAUUGCGCGUAGUGCUUUAUCCCUAACCACGUUGGAUGGCAAGUUGUAUGCCAUUGGCGGUUUCGAUGGCUCUACAUUUUUAUCUAUAGUUGAGGUUUAUGAUCCAAGAACAAAUGUUUGGGAACAAGGCACACCACUAAGUUCAGGACGUUCUGGACACGCAUCCGCUGUUAUCUACCAACCAUCUUGUGUAGGUACUUUUAUGGAUUGCAUUGAGAGUGAAAGUGCUAAACGUGGUCCCACAACUAGACAUUGUACGGGUACUUACACUUUAACAAGAGUUGGUGAUCUUUACCAACAGCAACAACAACAGCAACAGCAAAAGCACAAAUCGUGA